Molecule: messenger RNA, 330 nt
Organism: Symbiodinium sp. CCMP2456
Lineage: Eukaryota; Dinophyceae; Suessiales; Symbiodiniaceae
Source: the annotation of a GenBank genome assembly
AUGAUUUUCAACUCUGGGCCUGCCUUCGCCAUCUCAUUCCUGGUGAGCGUGCUGGUGGGCACACUGCGAGCAUAUAGAGUGAUCCCAGACCAGACCUGGACAUUGUCAGUUGUCUACGCGGUCUACUUUACUAUCUUUUUCUUCUGGCAGCGCAUCCGGGCCAUCUUCCGACGACCCCUCGUGGUCUUCUUGGACAAGCUUUGCGUGGCACAGCACGACGAGGAAUUGAAGCAGGAGGGCAUUCAGAGUCUUGGCGCCUUCCUUCUAAGCUCGCGGGAGCUUGUCGUGCUCCUCAGCCAUCGGUACCUGUCGCUCGGUCUUUGUAAAUGA